AUGGAUUAUUUACGGGUACCUCUACUGGUUUCGUUAAAGAAUUAUUUGAAUUCACUGAAAGCUAAUUGUAAUAAGAUUAUUGAUUUACCAGGAGAAGAUGAGAAAUAUAGAGUUGAUGUUGAAUAUAUAGGAAAUAGUAUCGCUCCUGAUCCUAGUUUAUAUUACAGACCAGUUAUAGGGAUAUUAUCACAUCCUGGUGAUGGUGCUUCAGGAAGGUUAAAUAAGGAUAAAAACGCUUCCUACAUAGCUGCUUCUUACGUUAAGCUUAUCGAAUCUGCUGGUGCUCGUGUGAUUCCAUUCAUUUACAAUGAACCUAAAGAGAUUCUGUAUGCAAAACUCAACUUAGUUAAUGGAGUGCUUUUAACUGGGGGUUGGAAAAAAAGUGGUUUGUACUAUGAGGUUGUUGAAGGGAUUUUUAAGAGAGUUCUUGAGAGGAAUGACACUGGUGAUCCUUUUCCUUUAUUUGCCAUCUGCUUAGGCUUCGAGUUAUUAUGUAAGGUUAUAAGCAAAGAUGCUAACAUUCUUGAAAAGUUCAGCGCACAUAACCAUGCAUCUACCCUGCAAUUCAGCAAGCCUAUCGAUAUCCAAGGCACUGUUUUCCAAGGAUUCUCUCCUGAGCUGCUACAGAAGUUGACUACAGAUUGUCUUGUCAUGCAAUUACACAAGUGGGGAGUAUCACCGGAGAGGUUUCGGCAGAAUUCUGCAUUGUGCAGUUUUUUCAGGGUGUUGACUACAUGCGUCGAUGAAGACAACAAGGAAUACGUCUCAACUGUACAAGCACGCGAUUAUCCUAUCACUGCUGUCCAGUGGCACCCAGAGAAAAAUGCUUUUGAAUGGGGGUAUUCGACCAUUCCCCACUCGGAAGAUGCAGUUCAAGUUACUCAACAUGUUGCAAACUAUUUUAUCAGUGAGGCAAGAAAGUCCUUAAACAGGCCAAGAACUAGAGAUGUCCUUGACAACCUUAUUUACAAUUACGUUCCUACUUAUUGUGGAAAGGCUGGGAGGGGGUACGACGAAGUUUAUAUAUUCUCUCAACUGGAAUCGAAAAGUUCUAACUUACCUCUUACGUAG
Messenger RNA from Papaver somniferum (opium poppy), 1071 nucleotides. RefSeq names its product gamma-glutamyl hydrolase 2-like. Gene Ontology annotation, biological process: tetrahydrofolylpolyglutamate metabolic process. The record is from RefSeq and is a predicted model, not a curated record. Gene Ontology annotation, molecular function: gamma-glutamyl-peptidase activity. Bases 1 to 1071 code for a protein of 356 amino acids. The transcript has a single exon. NCBI's taxonomy places the organism in Eukaryota, Viridiplantae, Streptophyta, Magnoliopsida, Ranunculales, Papaveraceae. Gene Ontology annotation, cellular component: vacuole.